Lymnaea stagnalis (great pond snail) is the source of this 5318-nucleotide messenger RNA. The record is from the annotation of a GenBank genome assembly. Lineage: Eukaryota; Metazoa; Mollusca; Gastropoda; Lymnaeidae.
GGUAAAGCCAUUCUCCUGGAUGGUCUGCUAGAGUUUAACAUAUUGCUGUUUGAUAGACUAAAACAACAGAAAAUGGUUGAGUUUGGAUCUGGUCCUGUUAAAGAGACUAUCGAUAAUACUGUUUUUAUUAUACCUGGUAUUAUCAUUGUGUUGCUUGUAGGUAAGAAAAACAUACAAAAUUAAUUUUUUCAUCAGUUUUCUUGCACUAUAAAUUGAAUUAGCAGUUGCUAAAAUAAUAAUAGUAAAUUAUUAAUAAUCCAACUGCCACACGUACUAUAUUUGACACAUCAUCACCCAGCAGCUGUUUCGACUGGUCAAGCCCAAGGUGGAAAAGUAUGGAGUAGAACAUGCUUUAAUUAUUCUAAGACUUCAUAUUGUUAAUGGAAGCCUAGAUUUACUUCUGUAACAUUCAGAUUUUAAGCAAGAAAAUUGAAUAUCAAUUUAUUUUUUUUCUUCAAAAAUUGGCCCCCUUCAAUUUAUGUGUGUUGUUGUUUUUUUAUAUAUUUUUUUGUAAAUCAUAGGCCUUCGAAAUAUUUUCGAAGUGGCUAUUCGGACCGGGUCCCAGAAGUGAGAGGUUGGGAUUUAAAAAAUAUGAAGUGGAUAUUUGGACCCUCCUACCAGAAGUGAGAGGUUGGGAUUAAAAAAUGUUUAUAUUACAACACAUAUAAAUUUCAAGCAAUUUUAUCAUAAUUUGUAUUAAUUAGUCCACUUUUAAUAAUACUUCAUUUAUUUAUUUUUUUUAAAUUGUGCAUUUUUAAAAAAAAAAAAAAUUAAUUAAAAAAAGUUAAAGAAAACCAGGUAAGUACUUCAUGAGAGAAAUACAAUUAGUAUUAGCAAAUAAUAUAAAGCAGAUGAAUAAUUUUUACAUAUUUUUAUAAAAAUUAUACCACAUUGGCUACAAAUUAUCAUAUCGGUAUGAAAUAUGAAAACUACUGUUUUCCAGAAACUCAUUUAUAUAACAAUGGCAGGGAAAAAUUUUCUCUCUAUUUUAUAAACAUAAUAAAGAUGUUCACAUUAUAUUAUAUAUUGACUGUAAAUAACUAUUGCAGUUUUAGCAUGACAUUGCUAUUUUAUAAUCAUUCAUAGUGCUGCGGCAGAAACAUGUGCAUUGUCAAAAAAAUUUUGUCACUGCCUGAUUAAUUCUACUGAGGAACUAAAAAGAAUAAAGCUAUAAGAUCUUUUUUUAUUAUUCAAGACAAGCAUUUUGUUUUCUUCAGAUUAAAAUAAAUAUGCCUGUAAUCUCGGACACCCAUCGCCGCUAUUCGGACCCGGGUCCCUUUCGACUAAAUGCUAUUCGGAUGUCAUUUGUGGUAGUUUAUUUUAGUAAAACUGAAGAAUUAAGUUGAUAAACAUAUAGUCCAUUCACUUAUUUUUAAUUUGAUACCGAAUUUUGUCAUACAAAACCUACAAUAAUUUUUUUAAUAAACCAAACCUCUCACUUCUGAUACAGGGUCUGAAAGCCGCAGCCAAAAAUAUAUUACAAAUUUUUUUGGGUUGUGAGACAAAAUUUGGUAUCAAAUGAAAGAUAAUGGAAUUAAUGUUUGUAAACUUACCUCUUCUUACUUACUACUUGGACUAAAGGGACCGGGGUCCUAAUAGCGGCUAUGUGUGUCUGGGUCUCUUGAGACUAAGUGCUAUUCGGAUUUCAUUUGUGGUAGUUUAUUUAAGUUACACUGAAGAAGUACUAUAUUUAUUGGCUUAUAACACACUCCCGCGUAUAACACGCACCUCAAUUUAAGAAGGAAAUUUCAGGGGAAAAACUAAACAUUAUAUGGGCGUAUAACAUGCACAUAUGAUUUGCCCCCUAUUUUUGGGGAGAAAAUUGUGUGUUAUACGCCAAUAAAUACGGUAUGUUUACAAAAAUAUAGUCCACUUCAUUAUCUUUCAUUUGAUACCUAAUUUUGUUUUACAAACCCUACAAUAAUAUUUUUAAUAUUUUUUAAUAAACCCAAACUCUCACUUCUGAUACCCGAUUCUGAAUAGCCGAAGUCAACAUUUUUACAACUUUCAAGAAUAAAAAGCCUACAUCUUUAUUUUUGUAAAGGAUAAUUUUAAAACAAUUUUUUUUUUAAAUUUCAGUUUAAGCUUUAACAAUUGAAGAUAAAAAUAGGUUAACUUUACUAAUUAAGAGCUUUUUUUAAAAACUGUAAUGAUAAAAAUAAAGUGUGUAAAUAGUUUACUCUGUCAUCUUAAAUGUCAAACAAGAGGACACUUUGAGCCAAUGUAGAUUAUCAUCAUGAAUGAUCAAGGUGUUGGCACGUUACUUAUUAUAGAAAGCUGGCUGCUGUCUGGUAUUUAAUGAAUUCUUUUUUUUUUUGGGUUGUACAGAAUUAAGAAUAUUAAUGGAAAGGAUAAAUAAUAAUUAAUUGUUUUCAAUCAUAAUAAUUUUUAUAACAUAAAUAACAGUUGUUGGCUUUAUCAGAGGUUUUAAUUUUGGGUUUGGUUGCUAGGGAUGGAUAACCACUUUUAAUCUGAUUAUAAUGUUUUUAAUACCGGUAAUCUAAAUUUUGAAAUAGGAACAGCUUACCUUGAUAUUGAAAAAAAAAAUAUAAGUCCGAGUCAUCAAAAUGAAAUAAUUCACAAGUUCUUUAGCACUAAAACACUUAUUACUGAUAAGAAAAAUACAGUUUCAAAAGUGACCUCAAAAGAAAUGUACUAAUACUGACACAAAUGCACAGGUGAAUUACAAUUACAGGCACAUCUCUUAUAUGAAUAUCACGACUUAACACAUAAAGUCAGUAUUAAAUCUAAUUUAAUGUUAAUGGCAUUAAAGGCUCAAAUGGCACCCAACAAUAUUACAUUGUUUUUAUUCAGUCUAAGUAAAUUUGGCUCAAAUGCCACCCAAAAUUAUCAAACUUUUGAUUCAGCUCUCAAUGCAACAAAAAUAAUGAUAAAUGUAUAGAUACUGAUAUAAGUUACAAAGCUUUAAAUUUAAGUUUUAAUUUGUAGGGCUUACUUCUUGAAUGUAACUUUGUGAGAAUCACUAAUAAUGUGGACGUUUUAUCUUUUGUAAAUACAAAUAGUUGCUUGUUUUUUAAAUUAAUAAGUUCCUUCACCUCACUAAAUUUGAGCUUAAUAUUUUUCACUUCACAUUUAAUAAGUUAUGAAUAUUUUUCACUAAAAAAACUUGCAGUUUAUUGAAUUAUUAAUUAACUCAGGAAAAUAUACAAAGUUGACGUCAAAUUAUUACAUUUUAAUUAGAAAAUGCUAUUGUUUAGCAAAUUAUAUACUUUCAUUCCUAAACAAAUGAUAUCAUAAACAAAUGGUGUAAAUAUAACAUUUUUAUAUUGAGAAAUAUGCAAUACACAACGGGUGAAAAAGAUGAGUGAAAAUGGGGAAGAAAAAAAAUUGAAGAAAACUCAUUGGUAAAAUUGGUAGCCCUUUAUUAGCACAAAGCUGAUGUAGAACCAUUAAGGGAUGUUGAGGACUAAACCCCAUGUUUCAUUUACAUGGGAUCUCCAUAAUAAAAUUAAUAACGCUUCAUUUGUGUAACAUCCUUUUAAAAGUUAAUAUUAUUGUUGUAGACAAUUUAAUGUUGAUAUCUUUUAUAUUCCAUCAGGAUUUUUCUCUUACAAACUUGUGUCAAGUUUGCGAGAGAAGCAGAGACUGAAAUUAGAGAAAAAACUAUUGAAGCAGCAGAGAAAAGAGAAAGAUAAUGGACUCAAGACUAAGAAAAAGAAGUGAACAGUGCUUCACAAGCCAAAAUUUGUACAUUAGAACAGUUUUAAUAAGUAACAAAAUUGAAUGAAUGAAACGCAGGAACGUGUUGGUGUGCAGCUGACUUGGAUGAAAUCUUGAACACAUUCUUGAGUGUUUUAUUGCUAAGCUAUAUGAUUGUGAUAAGGCUCAACAAAAAUUCACACAUUUACUAUGCUAUUUUGUUUUAAUUAUUUUAAUCUACAUAUAAACAUCAUAAAGAAUUUUAUUCUAUGUCAGACAGUGAAGUGUGCAGCAUCUUUACUAAAUGAAAUUUAUUACUGCUGAAUUUAUUUAUUUUUAUGUUGCUGCAUUCUGUUGAAUAAUUCUGUUUAUUCCUAUUUAUUAUGAAGCUUAAACAGCACAUUUAGUUUGCUUAAAUCCAACCACGAACUCCAAGCAGUUGUGAUUUUUAAAACAAAUAAAAACUGAACAACGUCAGUUAUAUAUUAAUUUGGCAUUUGGUUGUGUCCAACACUGUGUUAUACUUAACUCCUGAGCUGCAAAACUUAAUAAUUUACUUAAAACUUUUUUACAAAAUUUAAUCUCUCCCAAGAACUUCCAUUCUCAUCUAUUUUUCUUCGCAUUAAUUGUAUAGCUUAUGUUUUACUCAUAUAUAUAUAAAUAUAUACUGAAAGAAAAUCUGAUUAGUGUUAAAAGAGAUCAACAUUGUUUACUACCAGUAUAUCAUAGUCAAGCAUUUUAUUUAAGAAUUGAUGCAUUUGGAGCCAAUUAUUUAAAUUUUCUGUUUAUGUUGCCAUAUCCAUAAAGCUGAAAAUGUACCUUAUGUUUUUGUGAACACAAUUACUGCUUAUGUUUUCAGAUUUUAGUGUUAACGUCUUGAAACAACUUACAUUUAGUUGUAUAUGUUUCUUACAUAUGCAUGCUAUAGUGGUGUAUGCUUAAAAAACUUACCACAUUUUGUUUUUGUUGGUUUUAUAUGUCACCAUCUUGUGUGUGUGACUGAAUUUAUAUUUUCAGUGGUUCUCACCACACUGGAUAAACAACUCAUAUCUCAAUGUUUCUUUCUUAUGACCACAAUGCAUAACAUAAAGACCAGGUGGGAGAUAAAAUCAUGAUUGCUUGAGAAUGAAGCAUAUUGCAGACCUCACUUUAGCCUGUGACACUGUAUGUAGUUGAUCUUAUGUGAGUUUUGAAAUGAAUUAUCAGUCUUGUGCACUUGAACAGCACAAGUCUAUAACUAUAAAUUUUUUUUAGCACCCAGUUGUGGGUUGAUAUAAUGUAUGAUCUCUAAAUCUAAGUUUUUCUUUUAAAUUCCUGCUGUAUGUCUCACUCCUGACCCAAUAAUGCUUGAUCUAAACCCCCUGCAUCAACAAAAAAAUUGUUUAAAAAUACGACAAAUGCUUUUUUUAUACAUAUAAAUGUAAUACAUUUUUACAAAGAGUAUGAACUUGAAAUAUGACAAGUGCAAAAUAUAAUAUAUAAAAAAAAUGACUGUAGUAACUUUAUGGCCAACAUUUUAUGGAGUAUUUUUCCUUUCAAAUUUUUUAACCGUACCUAUUUAAGUUGAGGUUUUAUUUUCCCACUGAUAUUUCUUUAAACUAAAACUUGUAAAUGAAAUGUAAUUUUCUAUGCUAUAUAUAAAAUAUUUGUAUUCCCCC